Sphaerodactylus townsendi is the source of this 3212-nucleotide messenger RNA. RefSeq names its product transferrin receptor 2 (gene TFR2). Bases 49 to 2511 code for a protein of 820 amino acids. Gene Ontology annotation, biological process: transferrin transport; endocytic iron import into cell. The transcript has 19 exons. Gene Ontology annotation, cellular component: external side of plasma membrane. Gene Ontology annotation, molecular function: transferrin receptor activity. NCBI's taxonomy places the organism in Eukaryota, Metazoa, Chordata, Lepidosauria, Squamata, Sphaerodactylidae. The record is from RefSeq and is a predicted model, not a curated record.
CCCAGUGAGAAGGGGUACAGCUUGACUGGGACUGGUGCGUUCCUCAUCAUGCCAGCUUUCUGCCGGCACAGGUGUAGACUUCUGCGAAUCCUCACAGUCCUCCGUCGACUGAAAACGCUUCGACAAAACACGGCAGAAACCGCCCGCGAGGCAGCAUGGCCUGGUGCAGAUCUCUGCUGCAAAGUGCGCAAGAAGCCCACUCGGCGGUCCUAUACCAUCUACCGCAACGCUCCCGAGGGGGAGGGAGACUGCCGUUUGGAGGGGCUACAGGUGAAGGUGGCGGAAGCCCAGGGGCACGAGGGGAGCAUGGCCAGCGAGAGGCCUGUGAGGCCCGCCUGUUGCCCAUGGCAGGAUCGCUGGAAGGCUGGAUCCUAUAUGGUGCUUGUGGGCCUCCUGGUCUUCAUUGUAGCCUUCCUCCUGGGGUACAUCUCCUCCCGGGGGGGCUGCGGAGGCUGUGGAGACCUCCUAACUGUGGUGAGUGACGAACGCCCGUCCGGGAUGGAGGAGGACCCGGGAGGAGCUCCCUUGUACUGGGCUGACCUGCGGGAGUUGUUCCAGAAGCACCUCAACCGGGAGAAGAUUGAAGUGACGAUCCGAAGAAUUAGUGAGGCCCCCCACCCUCCUGGCUCGCCCCGUCUGGAUGUCCUCUCCAGCCUCAUCCUCAGCUCCUUCGCUUCGUACGGUCUGGACCACAGCUGGACCGACAGCCACUAUGUGGGGCUUCAGAAGCCCAGCCGGUCCAAGGUGAAUUUCCUCCACCGGGUGGCUGCUGAUGGGGCUGUGUUGGAGAAAUUGUCCCUGGAGGACCCAGAGGUCUACUGUCCCUACAGCGCCGCCGGCAUCGUCACGGGUGGCCUGGUCUUUGCCAACUACGGACGCCGAGAGGACUUUACUGUUCUGAGGCAGCGUGGCGUUGACCCCCAGGGUCAGCUGGUCAUUGUUCGUGUGGGGAAAAUCAGCUAUGCCGAGAAGGUAGCCAAUGCAGAGUCUUUCCGGGCCAUCGGGGUCCUCCUCUAUCCAGACUCCUUCGACAUCCCCCAAGAUCCUCGCAAACUGGGGCUGCUCCAGAAUACGAGCAUCUACGGACAUGUUCACAUGGGGGCUGGAGAUCCCUACAGCCCUGGAUUCCCUUCCUUCAACCACACACAGUUCCCUCCAGUACAGUCCUCUGGCCUCCCCAAAAUCCCAGCACACCCCAUCAGUGCUAAUGUGGCUGCACACCUGCUCAGACAGCUGACCGGUCCCAUUGGCCCCAGUGAUUGGAUUGGACGCCUUCCCGACGUCCCCUAUGCGCUCGGCCCAGGGGAUCCUGCUUUCCGGUUGCAGCUGGGAGUCCACAAUGUAAAGCAGUCUGUCAUGAUCAGCAACAUUUUUGGGUGCAUCGAGGGCAGAUUUGAACCAGAUCAUUAUCUCAUUGUGGGGGCUCAGAGAGACUCCCUGGGACCGGGGGCUGCCCGUUCUGGUGUGGGCACGGCCAUUCUUUUGGAACUAGCCCGUACCUUUGCUGCCAUGGUUCGGAAUGGGUUCCAGCUGCGAAGAAGCCUGCUCUUUGUGAGUUGGGAUGCGGGCGAUUUUGGCAGCGUGGGCUCCACUGAAUGGCUGGAGGGAUAUCUCACCAUGUUGCACCUGAAGGCCGCCGCCUACAUCAGUCUGGACAACGCAGUCCUAGGAGAUGACAAGUUCUUUGCCAAGACCAGCCCCGCGCUGAGCAGCCUCAUUGAGAGCAUCAUCAAACAGGUUGACAGUCCAAACCGCAGUGACCAAAGCAUCUUUGACCAAGUGGUGGAACACGGCCAGCAGUGGCAGAAUGAGGUAAUCCGUCCUCUCCCCAUGGACAGCAGUGCCUUCGCCUUCACCGCAUUUGGGGGGGUCCCUGCUGUGGAAUUCUCCUUCGCAGAAGAGUCCCGUCCCUACCCCUUCCUGAACACCAUGGCUGACACCUACGAUAACCUAAACCGAGCUCUCCAUGGGCGCCUCCCUGCUGUCGCCAAAACUGUGGCUGAGGUUGUGGGUCACCUGCUGAUGAAACUGACCCACGACCACCUCUUGCCUCUUGACUACGGAUGCUACGGAGAUGUCCUCUUGCAGCACGUCGCCCGCUUCAAUGAAUACACGGCACUGCUGAAGAGCCGCGGUCUGACCCUUCAGUGGAUUUACUCAGCCCGAGGAGAUUACGUGCGGGCGGCCGAGAAACUGCGCAAGGACAUCUACAGCUCCGAGGAACAUAACGAAAGGCUCUUGCGCAUGUACAAUGUCCGCAUUAUGCGGGUGGAGUUCUACUUCCUCUCUCAGUACGUGGCGGUCACAGAAACCCCUUUUCGGCAUAUCCUGCACGGCCGGGGGCCCCACACAAUUGCGGCCCUGUUAGAGCAUGUCAGCCUGUUGCGAGAAGCACCGGAGAACUUCGACGAAGUCCUCUUCCGGCGCCAGCUGGCCCUCGUCACCUGGACGCUGCAGGGGGCAGCCAACGCCCUGGGCGGGGAUGUCUGGGACAUUGAUACCAACUUUUGAUUCCAGCCAGAUACAGAGUGGAAUCCCCAUCCCUAUCAGAGCUGGAGUGAUUUUCGGAAUUGAAACUUGUUCAGAAUUUCAAAUUGUCAGUACUUCAUCCCAACUGAACUUCCUAGUCUCUGCCAGCUGCCGUCACUGGCCGUGUGGCAGAUCCGUUCCGUUUGGGAAAGGGAGGCCUUGAAAUCCUGGCAAGUAAAUUCCACAAUUUGGUCUCAUCAUUUCAGCACUGAUCCCACCCCCACCCCCCUCCUUAUUGUCUUUCCCUUCCCAGUUUUAAUUUAUCAGUGGCAGGGGUCACUAUAAAUUAUUCACGUAUUGCUAUGCAAUAGGAUAGGAGGCUGGGGUUGUAGUCCCCCCUCCCCCCUCUUAAUUCCCCCUUUCCAAAUUUCCUUUCCCCCUAAUUUAUCAGCUGCAGAGCCUGCUAUAAAUUGGAUUGAUUUAUUGCUAUGUAAUAGGGCAUAAUCCUGUGCUUACCUUUUCGUUUUGCAGCUGUCUUAAUUGUUCCCCUCACCUUCUGACAUGUUCAUGAUACCAUUGUUAAACCCCCAACUCCUCCGCUUAAUGAUUUAUCAGUGACAGAGAUCACUAUAAAUGUUUAUUGCUAUGUGAUAGAAUGAAAUACCACCCUACCUCGUCAAUGGUAACUGGAAAACUUGUUAAUUUAUCAGUGGCAGAGAUCGCUAUAAAUUAUUUCUUAUUAA